AUGUCAAAGAGAUUCAGCAAGAAAAAUGCUCAGAAGUUUGCUGUUGUCCACAGACCACACGAUGAUCCACAUUUCUACGAUGAAGAUGCUUCUGCACAUGUUCUAGUUCCUGUGACGGAUCAUAAGGCUGAUCGUGAGGCUAAGAGAACUCAACCACGAGUGGUGAAGAGAAAUGUUCCAUCAGGUGGUAAUGAAAAGGUAGGUGAAGCCGUAUUAUACGGGAUUGAUUUCGAUGAUUCCACAUAUGAUUAUACCCAGCAUUUGAAACCUAUAGGUCAAGAUCCUGAAGCAGUCUUCAUCCCUGCCAAGGGUGACAAGGAGAAGGAGCAAACGGGCACCAAGAAGAAUAUCGAAGAUUUAUUCAUUGAACCUGAAUAUAAGGACACAGAAAACGCCCCAGUAACUUCUGUAUUCCAAAGAGGUAUGGCCAAACAAGAUUAUCUGUUACAUCAACAAGAUGUAGUAGAUGAUAUUGCUGGGUUUAGACCUGACAUGAAUCCUGCUUUGAGAGAAGUAUUGGAAGCAUUGGAGGAUGAAGCAUACGUGGUGAAUGAUGAUGUUGAAGUGGUGAAAACCAAGAAAGUUGAAAAGAUAGAGAACAAAGAUGAAGAUGAUAUUUUUGCGCAAUUAUUGGGCAGUGGUGAGGCACAAGAUGAAGAGGAGUUUGAAGAUGGAUUUGAUGAAUGGGAUAUGAAUGAGAUAGAUAAUUUUGAAGAUGAACAUUAUCAUGACGAGAUGGCCCAAUUUGAUAAGAUUGAAAAUUUAGAGGACUUACAAGAUAUUGACUAUCAAACAGAUGUGUGGAGGGUACAAAAGCAAAAGGCACAUAAAGAUGAAUUUGCCUCUGAUGAUGAAUUUGCCAAUGAAAGUGUGGCACCUCCAACUGAAGGAGGUUUGACAGAUGAGGAAGAAAACGAUCUUGUUGGUGAUCUUCCGAAUAUCCAAAACAAGAGCAAAGCAGGUGGGAAGAAGAAGAGAAAGGAUCGUCAUAAGAAGGGAGCCAUGUCUGAUAUAUCGGGGUUUUCUAUGAGUUCCAGUGCCAUUGCCCGUACGGAAACCAUGACAGUACUAGAUGACCAAUACGACAAUUUAAUAGGAAGCUACGAAAACUACGAGGAGGAGCUUGAGGAAGACGAAGAAGAAAGUUAUCAACCCUUUGACAUGAAGGCGGAACGUGCUGAUUUCGAGUCCAUGCUUGAUGACUUUUUAGAGAAUUAUGAACUAGAAAGCGGUGGUCGUAAACUAGCCAAGAAGGACGAAGAGAUCGACAGACUGAAGAAAGCUGCCGAUGAGGUCAGCAAAGGGAAACUGUCGCAAAGAAGAAACCGUGAACGUCAAGAGCAGUCCCAGAAGAAGAAGACCCCCAGCAGCUUGAGCAAUGUUACGAAUAGUCUCGGUGGUUUGCAUUUAUAA
Molecule: messenger RNA, 1413 nt
Organism: Naumovozyma castellii
Lineage: Eukaryota; Fungi; Ascomycota; Saccharomycetes; Saccharomycetales; Saccharomycetaceae
Gene: LTV1
Product: ribosome biogenesis protein LTV1
Exons: 1
Coding region: 1-1413 (470 amino acids)
Source: RefSeq, a predicted model, not a curated record